This is a messenger RNA of Lingula anatina, 2457 nucleotides long. RefSeq lists its product as uncharacterized. Lineage: Eukaryota; Metazoa; Brachiopoda; Lingulata; Lingulida; Lingulidae. The record is from RefSeq and is a predicted model, not a curated record.
UGACAUAGAUCCACCUUGCCUAGUUCUUGGCACAUGCGCAGAUGGAGGGUUGAUGGUACAGAAAAUAAUAAGCCGAGGAUAUGUCUAACGCUGUGGCAAACAGUGUGCUAUAGUCUAGUAUAGAGAAAGACAGCCAUGAUUGGAAGAAUAACAGAGCGCCUGUAUUCCAUCCGGUCUCUUUAAAAUGGAAGUGGCGUCCAUCUCUGACACCUCAAGACCACGGCGGAUUUCCCACGUAUUUUAACUAAGGCCAUCACAAACCAUUUCCCUCCAUGGCCAUGAAGAGACGCUAUAGAAAAAUACUUCUUUCGCUCCUGGUCUACGUAUUCUGUGCUACGUUCGCAUUUCAUUUCCGCAAAGAGAUUUUCUCCGACAUAAUCCCGGCCAUUUUGCACGACCUACAAAUUUCAGUAUUUGAGGACCAAGUUGGCGAGUGUGACGUCCCCCGUUUGGACCCCUAUCAUCCUAGUAUUAAACACUUACUCAGGGAAAGUGCCCCUCUGGUGUGUGACGUGCCAUGGUCACGUCCUCUGACUUACAUCAAAGAUGGAUGUCUCUAUGUUAAUACCACGGAGAUGAAGUCUUCGUGGUUUGAACGUACUGAGACUUGCAGCUUUCAGUAUAUCAAAAGAGUCGACAAUUCUGACUUCAAGGUUCACUUCGAGGAUGAAAUCAAAUUUGAUUUACAUAAAUGCCAUCGGUUAAAAAGCGACGAAAACUUUGUGAAAGUCACGUGUUAUGGCACGAAGAAAAAUGACGUCACCUACACUAACUACCAUGCUUACAUCACAGAUGAGUCAGACAGGUCCCAGAUGACUGAUAGUGACAGGUCUGUGAGGACUAAUAACAGUGGAACUCAGGAAAGUGGAAAACUCGGGUCUGAAGGGAUAAAUGAAAGUGGGUCUAAGAGGACUUAUGGAAAACGGAACUUAUAUUCAAAUUAUGGCGGCAAAACUGCUAAAACGAACGUUAUAUUAUUUGGCAUGGAUUCCAUGUCGCAUUCAAAUUUCAUUCGACAAUUUCCACGAUCUCGCCAACGUCUACUUAGCUUUCCCAAUUCAGUAACUUUUAAUGGCUACAAUAAAGUUGCGGACAACACCCUUCCAAACAUUAUAGCACUUCUCACAGGAAAAACGUACGAGGAGCUGACUUGGACCUUCGGAAAAUAUUUAGACCAGUUUUAUCAUUUUGAUAACUUUCCUUUUAUAUGGAAGAACUUUGCGGAAAAGGGAUUUCAGACAUUUUAUGCGGAAGAUUUCCCGGGAAGCACUUUUACUACUGGUAGGAUAGGUUUUAUCUCGCCCCCUACAGACUACUACAUGCAGCCAUAUUGGAUUUCUCUGUGGAACACCGAACUAUUUAAUACCAGUAGAACGUAUUGCCUGGGUGGCAAACCUCGUUAUCUUCUUCUCAUUGAGUGGCUGAAAGAUUUCCUCGCUUUUAAACAAAGGAACAAAGAACCGUUCUUCAGUUUUUCUUUCCUAAGCGAAAUCUCACACAACGAUCACAACGACGCGAGGAUGUUGGACGCCGGAAUGGAGUCAUUUUUAGAUUUUUUAUCAAACGGUGGUUACCUUAAUGACACGUUGGUCGUCCUGUUCAGCGACCACGGUAUCCGCUGGGGUAAAGUGCGGGAAACAUUCGUAGGAAAACUGGAAGACCGGUUACCUCUGAUGUCCAUCAUUUUACCGGAAUCACUAACUCAUUCCUAUCCUGAAAUUCUCCGGAAUUUGAAACACAACGCCGAGGUGCUUACGACCCCCUUUGACGUUCAUGCGUCAAUCGCUGAGGUGCUCGACCCAGACAACAUACGCACAGCCUCUGCUGACAUCUACAAGAAUGCUGUAAGCAGAGGAAUGUCCCUGUUUAAGAAAAUUCCAAAAUCCAGGACAUGCUCUCAGGCCGGUGUGGAGACGCACUGGUGCACGUGCUCGCGGAGGACCGCCGUCUCUCCCGACUCUGCAUUAGCUCCAAAUGUGUCAAAGGCGGUGAUUGGUUACAUCAAUGGUCUGCUGACAUCAAACAACCUAUCAGCGUGCAGUUUAUUGAAGCUGAGCGAAAUCCACGAACUGUUUAAGAUUGGGGUGAAUGCCAAAGUGUUACGAUUUAGAACUUCCACGUGGUACGGCAACCCAGAAUACAACGACAAGGCCACAAAAGAACCUUUUCAGGACUACAUGAUAACUCUUUCCACUCGUCCCGGCGGCGGGAAGUUUGAGGCUACAGUGCGCUAUGACGUCACCAGAAAUGCUUUUAAUGUGACGUCAGAUGUUAGCAGAUUGAAUGCCUUCGGAUCUCACGGAGAUUGUAUUAAGUUAAAUAUACUGAAGAAAUUUUGCUUUUGCAAGGAUCUUGUUAAGAAUGAAAAUAGAAGUUGAUAGUACGUUUUUGGUCACAUUUUUCCAUUGUGCUUAGAUACCCGUUGUGCAGUGGCCAGGUAUAAUUGGCCCCAUUCAG